This is a messenger RNA of Elephantulus edwardii (Cape elephant shrew), 3099 nucleotides long. It is a transcript of the gene OFD1, whose product is annotated as oral-facial-digital syndrome 1. The record is from RefSeq and is a predicted model, not a curated record. Gene Ontology annotation, molecular function: protein binding. NCBI's taxonomy places the organism in Eukaryota, Metazoa, Chordata, Mammalia, Macroscelidea, Macroscelididae. Bases 1 to 3099 code for a protein of 1032 amino acids. Gene Ontology annotation, cellular component: centrosome; ciliary basal body. Gene Ontology annotation, biological process: epithelial cilium movement involved in determination of left/right asymmetry. The transcript has 25 exons.
AUGCCGAGCAGCUCCAGCGAGUCGCGCCCGGACCACCCUCGAAAACUGCGGAGAAAGGAAAUGCGCACACCUCGGGAUGCCGUGGGUGGGCGAAAGCACACACAUGAAAUCUCAGGUAGCUACCGCGCCUCCGGGACCCAGCUUCCCGUGUCCCCCAAGCUUGACAUUUUGAGUCAAGAUGAGCUACGCAAAAGGCUGUACAAGACAUUUAAGGAUCGGGGUAUACUGGACUCUCUCAAGAUACAACUGAGAAACCAGCUAAUUCAUGAAUUGAUGCACCCCGUUAUGAGUGGAAAACUGAAGCCCCAGUCCAUUCCUGUGGAGGGGAGUGCCCUCUUAAUAGGUGCUUCCAACUCUCUCGUUGCAGAUCAUCUCCUAAGAUGUGGAUAUGAGUACUCACUUUCUGUCUUCUUUCCAGAAAGUGGUUUGACAAAAGAGAAGAUACUUACGAUGCAGGAUCUAUUACAACUCAUUAAAAUCAACCCUGCUUCCUGUCUCUACAAAUCACUGAUUUCAAGAUCUGAACAAGAAAACCAAAAAGGUUUUCUUAUGCAGUUUUUAAAAGAGUUGGCAGAAUAUCACCAGACUAAAGACAGUUGUGAUGUGGAAACUCAAACAAGCCUACCAUUUCCUAACAAAGACUCCCUUGCCGAGAAGCUUCAACUUAUUGAUGAUCAGUUUGCAGAUGCUUGCACGCAAUAUCCUAAGUUAGAAUCUUUAGAAAGAAAGUUAAAUGAAUAUAAGAGAGAAACAGAACAGCAACUGCGGGCAGAAAUGGUCCACAAGUUGAAAUAUUUUAAAGAUACUGAAUUAGCAAAAGUUAGAAUGGAAGAGAAGAGAAAGUACGAGAAGGAAUUAGCUGAAUUCCGGAAUGAAUUUGAUAAAAUUUACCAAGCAAAAUCCGAAGCCCUCAUUUGUCGGGAGAAGAAUACCCUGGAGAGGAUUCAAAAGCAUCAGGAGAUUGAGACAAAAGAGAUCUAUGCCCAGAGGCAAGUUCUACUAAAGGAUAUCGAUAUGCUAAGAAGCAGAGAAUCAGAACUGAAACAAAAAAUCGAAGCUUUUGAAAUGACCCAGAAACUACAAGAAGACAAAAACAAGACUGUGGAGGAUGCACUUAGGAGACGAGAGCUGAACAUAAAGAUACUCGAGGACACCUAUGACCAAAAGCUCAAGAAUGAACUGCUAAAGUAUCAGCUUGAACUCAAGGAUGACUAUAUCGCGAGAACUAAUCAACUGAUGGAAAAUGAGAGGAAAAAUAAAGAAAAAUCCAUGCAUUUGGAAGAAGAGCUCAAAGUCAUAAAUUCCAAAAAGCAAGACCUCAUUCAGUCUGUAAAUCAAGCAAAAGAACUUGAGCUAGAGAUCGAGUCGCUCAGAACCCAGUGUUUGGCAAUAACAAAGCAAAACCAGUUGCUGAGUGAAAAGAUUAAAGAGAUGAGUGACUAUUCCUACAUGAAAGAAGAGAAAGUGGAGCUGCAGGCCCAAAAUAAGUUCCUGAAGCAACAAUUGGAAGAGAGUAGAAAGGAAAACAUGCUUCUCCUAAACCGCAUGGCCCAGCCACCUCCUGAACUUGUCAUUUUUCAGAAAGAGUUAAAGAAAGCUGAAAGUGCCAUUCAGCUUGAGCAGAAAGAAUUUGAAUCUUGCAAACAAGCUCUGGAAAAACGACUGCAGAGUGAAAUUGAGUAUUCGUCACAACUGAAGGCUCAAAUAGUGGAUUAUGACACAUCUGUAAAGAGGCUAACUACUCAGAUUGCAGACUUGAAAUUGCAACUGAAGCAAACCCAAACAGCUCUACAGAAUGAGGUGUACCGCAACCCGAAGCCUUCACUCCUCGAUCCUUCCGUCAGUGGACUCCUGAGUGGCAGGACGGGGUCCUUCGACAGCGAGCUGUGUGGGGAUUUCUUGAAAAACCCUCUGGCCCAGGACAAGGCCCUGGCAAUGGCAGUUGUGUCCAGGAUCACAACUCAUGCCAAUGGCAGUUCUCCGGACUCUGAUACGGAGUUUGUAGCCAACACCAAAGCCAGGGUGCGGGAGCUUGAGCAAGAGGCUGAACGCUUGGAAAAAGCUUUCAGAAACUAUCAUCGAAGAGUCGCUCUCAACCCUUCUACAAGCCCGCCACGAGCAAAGAGUCCGCCGCCCCUGCACAUGCUGGGACUUCCCAGGAAUGCCACCUUAAGUUCCUCAGAAAGACAUCUUUUUGUAGAGGACAGACUUGACCCUGACGCGCGUCUGGAGGGCAUCCUGAGAGAGAACAAGAGCAAGGCGCUGGACAUGCCGACAGGCAGCUUGGCCUUGCAGCCAAGGAGAACCUCUUCCUUGAAGUGCCUCUCAUCCACACCAACCCCCAAAACCAAGGGGAGUCAAGAGAGUGAGAUAUAUCUGGAAGGUCUGGCCCGAUCCCACUUGGCCGCCCCUGAAGCCUGUCCCGACCCAACCCCGCAGCCCUCGCCCACCGAGUCCACGCACAGCCUUUCCAGCCCUGCGGAGCCAAAGCAGUGUCUUUCUCCAAACCCAGCUGAACUGCAAGACAGAAGUGGACUUUCCAAUGUGGAAAAACUCACGUCUAAGGAUAAUGAGGAACUGGAGUCAUCUUUUGCAUAUGCUGGGAACAUGCCAAGGUUGUUUGAAGUGGAUGAGCUACUACCAGCAGGUGACAUGCCUCCCAUGGAGACCCUCUCUGCUGCCAUGCCUGCCUCGUAUCACUACCCGGAUGUAGAACAGAAACAGAGCGGAACACUCAAGGAAGAGGAGAGCAUAUGGGAGCAGCUCGCAAAAGAACGAAGGCAGAAAGAAGAACGAAGGCUGAGUGAACAACAAGAAGCUUUCGAAAAGGAACAGAGAGAACUAGAAAAGCUGGAUCAAGAAAGGAGGAUAAUUGAAGAAUCAUUGAAAAUUGAAAUGGAAAAAGAAUUAGAAACAAGUGUGCAAGAAAUGAAAGACAAAUCUGAUAGAGGUGAAAAUGCCUUAGAGAAAUACAUGAAAAUCAUUCAGGAGCAGAGAGAUCAAGAUUCAACAGACAAGAGCUCAAACAAGAUAACUGGUAAAGAAAGCUCACUAGUGGACGUGCUGCCAGCUAGUGACAAAGAUGAAAGUACCAGAUGA